Messenger RNA from Desarmillaria tabescens, 2323 nucleotides. RefSeq lists its product as uncharacterized. NCBI's taxonomy places the organism in Eukaryota, Fungi, Basidiomycota, Agaricomycetes, Agaricales, Physalacriaceae. The record is from RefSeq and is a predicted model, not a curated record. Gene Ontology annotation, cellular component: nucleus. The coding region runs from base 232 to 2097 and encodes 621 amino acids. Gene Ontology annotation, molecular function: zinc ion binding; DNA binding; DNA-binding transcription factor activity, RNA polymerase II-specific. The transcript has 17 exons. Gene Ontology annotation, biological process: DNA-templated transcription.
CCUGAAUCGGCGUUCAUAUAAAGUACCUUGCCCUCUAGAUCUUGUUGUUCCAUCCCCUUGCUCGCCCCUUAUCGCGGUACCAUGCAGGCAGAUACCCCAAUGUCGUCGGAACCAUCGACCAGCUCUAUUCAGUCAGGUAUCCGUCGUUCGUCGUUCUUCGUCGUCCAGCACAUAGCUGAGCUUACAGAUUCCACUUUGUAACGUCCAGGCAUCGUGCUACCUUCUCCUUCGAUGCAAAAUCAGAUUCACGAGCUCGCGAAGACUCUACCUCCGCCAAGGAAACAAAACACGGCCUGCGAUGCCUGUAGAGCUAGGAAAGUUAAGUGUCAUCGGCUGCCGGGCCAGGAGAAGUGUCAACAUUGUGUCUCCAAGAACUAUCCGUGCACUCAUUUCGUCCAGCAAGCCACCAGCGAGAAGAAGCGAACAUCCGCCCCCGGGCGACGGAAAUUAUCAUCUGCCAAUUCCAGUCCACCGUCUCCCAACCCUUUCAAGAAUGGUUCUCCCUCCAUAGAGAACGGCUCCCCCGGUCAUAUGCCAAUGUCGAGCACUUACAGAUAUAGUUUCUAUCCGCCUGUGACUAUGAACUCGUCUACGCGUGAGGUCCUUGCAUAUCUGUUCUCACCGCCGGAAAUCGGAAAUGAUCCGACAUCCUUUACGCAAAUCAGAGUUUCGCCUUAUUUCCUCUGGGGAGAACAAGCGUCAAAACUCGAAGAAGAAGCCUUCAGAGUCGAGUUCGCUCUCGACCUCGUGGAAGUUUUUUUUCAGAUCGUUCACACUCGGCUGCCCCUGCUUAAUCCCGAGCAGUUUCGUAACAGUCUACGAUUGCUUCCAUCCCAUGCGGCAAAGGCUACCAAGCAUCUGCAUCCUGCCUUGGUGGCCACCGUCAUUUCGUGGGGCGCUAAAUUUUCUGAGCAUCCCUUACUCGUCGCCGAUCGCCGACGUAAUAACAACCUCAGUGCUUUGGCGAAGACUCUCAUACUACGGACCCGCGAACUUGCUGAAGCUCUGAAGGUACAUCGUAUGCCGAAGGAUGACCAUGUAGUGAUUGGACUGUUGAUCGAACCACUCCAAAGUCAAACUCCUGAUGACCAGACAGGCUAUCACGGGUUCUGGCUGGGCUCAGCGACAAGGCAUCUUAUGGAUCUCGGGAUUAAUCACAAAUCAGUCAUAUCGUCCGCUAAUCGCGACACGGAAGAGCGUGGAACCAUGAUAUUUGCCUGGUGGAUGGCAUGUAUAUGUGAUGCUUACGCUUCGCUGUACUACCGUCACAAACCGAUUCUCGAUGAUGACGAUUACGACAUUGACUUCUAUACCGUCGAUCCCAUUAAUCCCGACGGUCAUGACGGAACAACUCCCUCGCCAAGAGAACAAUUAGAGUUUUUGGGAUACUACCGAGCAGCUCACGCUCUUGCACGAACAGCGCGGCAGAUGUCCAGGCAACUCUGGAAACCUGCGACCGAAGCCGAUGGACUGCCCUUCGAGAUCCUAUACACGUUUUUCAAAGCCCUUACUGAGUGGCGCGAUGACUAUCUCCGUGCAGUAGGCGUUCCCAGCAAUGAGAACCAGACGUGGGACUUUGUUACCGCGGUGUCUUCUUGUGCCAGCGAUGCGCAGUACCAUGUGAUGUGGAUCAUUCUUUUCAAUGCGCUAGAUGAAGUUGGGGUAAAGGAGAUAAACGAGACCACACGGCUUGGUGUCGAUCCGAAGUUCACGCCUGACUUCGCACAAAUGGAUUCAGUGAUGCGAAAAAUUGCGGACGAAGCUCUACAUGGAGCUUGCCGGAUAUCUGCGCUGGCAGCGGUGUUGACGAGUAACCAGUACCUGCGACUUGACCCGGCGGUGAUGCAUGUCAGUUGUAUCCAAGCUGGAACUCUUCUCGCACGUCUAGGACGGCCAGAGGCGAUCAAUUGCAUCAAUGGCUUAGAGCAGUACAGCCUGGCUUAUGAAGAAGCUGGCGAUCAUGCCAGUGAGAUCCGGCGCAUAUAUCGAACUGGAGAGAGUGACUUCAACCAUAUGAACUCGGUUGCUCCCAGAGUCGUUCUCGAAACAGGGUCGCCAGGGUCACGCCGUGACGAUAUGCAGAUUGACGAGCGAUGAAAGGAGAAGGAAGAAAACACUCCCCGCUCAAGGUAUGAAGGCACCAAGUAACGGGGCUAAUGGUAGUUUUGAUAACUGGACACCUUAUUUAUCAUCCUAUGCGUAUCGGUAGUAGCAGUACUGUAAGGUAAGGUCUUGUACUGUAUAGACAGUUGUAUUCACUCGCUUCAAUUUGUUCCCGCUCGUCCCGCUCAGCAUCCGCGGAAGCAGAUCCAGUCCGGCAACU